Messenger RNA from Effrenium voratum, 890 nucleotides. The record is from the annotation of a GenBank genome assembly. Lineage: Eukaryota; Dinophyceae; Suessiales; Symbiodiniaceae.
UGACACAACCUGCGCCUCAUUUUGGCGACCUCACUCGUCACUGUGGCGCCAGCGUCUCUCCGCAUGUCGCAGCUGCUGCGAAGAGGUGCAGUGCUACGGCGCCUGGCCAGAUGUGGAGGAUGGCAGAGCAGGGGCAUAGUUCAGGGCGUGUCCUCCUUCAAGCCGCCCAAGUUCAUAGAGGUGCCCAUCGUGGAGGAGCCCCAGAGCCGGCUCAUGGAGGAUAUGCCGGACCUGGUCCUGGGGGGCCAUGCGCCCAACUUCGACAAGGAGAAUCCCUAUCGGACUGUACCACUUGAUGAGCCGGUCGACACCGGCGAGGCCGCGACGGCGGCCGGAGAUGUGUAUGCGCUCCCUGAGUUCCAUUUCGGGCAACUGGAGAACGGCGUCAGGAUCAUCGCCGUGGACCGCCAGGGCCUGUGCUCCUCACUGGGCCUCUUUGUCCACACAGGGUGCCGCUACCUGAGCCCGGAGAAGGCCUUCCUGCCGCACGUGCUGGAGCUCAUGGCGUUCCGCACCUCGGCGCACCUCAGCCACCUGCGCACGCAGAAGACGGUGGAGCAGCUGGGGGCUGCGGCGUCCUGCCGCGUGGGGCGCGAGGACGUGCUCUUCCAGGUGGACGUGCUUCGGGAGUACGUCCCCGUGGUUUUGCCCUUGAUGCUGGCCAACGUCCUGUGCCCUUCCGUGUUGCCGGAUGAGGUGGGGGAGGCAUGCGCUCACGUUGUGGAGUUGCAGCAGAUGAUGGAGGACAAGCCGGACAGCUUGGUGGUGGAGCUAUUGCACGUGGCCGCCUAUCAGGGCACACUGGGCCACAAUCUCUACGCCACCGAGAAGGAUCUUCCGAUGUGCACGCCGGAGAACAUCAAGGAGUUCAUCUCACAGCGGGACGCCCA